CUGGGGGAGGGAGAGCAGGGGGACCCCCAACCUCCAUCCGGGACGGGACGAGGAACCAUUCACCAUCACUUUGGGGGCGUUCAACCCCUUUUCUCCCCCCUCCAAGAUGCUUUUUGGGGGGUGGCUGUGCCUGGCCACACUGUACCUCGUUGGGGGGUCCCCCCAACAUGAGCGGGGGCCCCUCCGGGAUGUUGGGGGGGUCACCCACGACCACGCCAACGGCUUCGCCUAUGACCACCAAGCUUUCCUGGGACCCGAGGAAGCCAAAACCUUCGACCAACUCUCACCCGAGGAGAGCCAGCGCCGCCUGGGGCUGCUGGUGGGGCUGAUUGAUACGGAUGGAGAUGGGGGACUGACGGCAGCAGAAUUGGGGAGCUGGAUGGAGCGGAGGCACCGUCGGGGGCAGGCGGAGGCCGUGGAGCGAGGGCGGCAACGCUUCGACCGCGAUGGCGACGGCGCCGUCACCUGGCACGAGUACCGGCACGAGGCCUACGGGGACCCUGAGGACAAUUUUGGGGGCACCCAGCACCCCGAAACCUAUCGACGUCUCCUGGCACGCGACGAGCGCCGAUUCCGAGCAGCCGACACCAACGGUGAUGGCAAAGCCGAGGGAGAAGAACUCGCCGCCUUCCUCCAGCCUGAGGACUUCGAGCACAUGAGACCCCUCGUGGCGAUGGAGACGCUGGAGGACAUGGAUAAGGACGGGGACGGCUUCAUCCAGGAGGACGAGUACAUUGCCGAGCUGUACGAGGGCUCUCCGGGGGCUCCGGAACCUCCGUGGGUGCUGGAGGAGCGGACGCAGUUUGUGGGGGCGCGAGACCGCGAUGGUGAUGGCCGCCUGAACCCCGAGGAGGUGGGGUACUGGCUGCGCCCUCCGACCGCCGGCUGGGCGCGCGCCGAGGCCGAGCACCUCCUGCACCACGCAGAUCACGACAGGGACGGGCUCCUCUCCCGCGCCGAGGUCCUGGCAAGCUGGGAGCUCUUUGUUGGCAGCCGCGCUACCACCUAUGGCGAAGACUUGGGGCGCCCCCACGAUGAGCUCUGAGCCCCCACUAAAACCUGGGGAACCCCCCCAAAGCUCAGGGAAACCCCCAAAUUUAUGAGAUACCCUCCCCAAAUCCAUAGGGACACCCCUGAACAUCUGAGUCUUUCCAUAACACCCGGACACCCCCAAAAUUCCUGGGUCCCACCCAAAUCCAUGGGGUCCCC
Messenger RNA from Cuculus canorus (common cuckoo), 1209 nucleotides. Its product is annotated as reticulocalbin-3. The transcript has 7 exons. Gene Ontology annotation, molecular function: calcium ion binding. Gene Ontology annotation, cellular component: endoplasmic reticulum. NCBI's taxonomy places the organism in Eukaryota, Metazoa, Chordata, Aves, Cuculiformes, Cuculidae. The record is from RefSeq and is a predicted model, not a curated record. Bases 107 to 1045 code for a protein of 312 amino acids.